Molecule: messenger RNA, 1934 nt
Organism: Cydia fagiglandana
Lineage: Eukaryota; Metazoa; Arthropoda; Insecta; Lepidoptera; Tortricidae
Product: alpha-tocopherol transfer protein-like
Exons: 8
Coding region: 305-1225 (306 amino acids)
Cellular component (GO): membrane
Molecular function (GO): phosphatidylinositol bisphosphate binding
Source: RefSeq, a predicted model, not a curated record
AUACCAAAACGGAACGCACUAACCACAGAAUAUCAAAAGAGUGCCAUCUACCCCCAGUCCAUGCACUUGCAACCGCGUUCAAACCGCGUGACGAAAUAAUAAAAGCAGCGCGCUGGCUGAAUCGCUUGCAUUCGAGACAGCGCGGGCACGCGCCACGAUUCGAAAAAAAAAUUCCAAAUUCAAACUUUUCUUCUUAAAACAGUGUUCUAAAACUACAAACACGUUGCGUUCAAGUGCCAGUGUGUACAUCGUAGAGACUUUGGCGUGUGACUUGAUAUUUCAUUUUAAAGCUCCUGAAGCCAAGAUGACUCUAGAACAGCCAGCCGGUGAGAUGUGGCAGAAGAUCCGUGAAGAGCUGAACGAGAAAGCGGACACUAAGGAUGCUGACCUGGCCCAUAUCAAGGAGUGGCUCAAGAAGGAACCCCAUCUUCCUGACGAGUUCGAUGACCAGCGUAUCAUGACCUUCCUGCGCGGUUGCAAGUUCUCCCUGGAGAAGACCAAGCGUAAACUGGACAUGUACUUCACCAUGCGUUCGGCCGUGCCCGAGUUCUUCACCGACCGCGAUGUCACCCGUCCAGAGCUCCAGGAGAUCCUCAAUAUUGUGCAAAUGCCGCCUCUGCCUGGUCUUACUCCCGAGGGUCGCCGUGUCAUCCUAAUGAGAGGCAUAGACAAAGACAUCCAAACCCCGAACGUGGCAGACGCGUUCAAGCUGGCGCUCAUGCUGGGAGACGUGAGGCUGAACGAGGAGAAGGAAGGAGUAGCUGGAGACGUGUACAUCCUCGACGCUUCCGUGGCCACGCCUACACACUUCGCCAAGUUCACGCCAACGCUGGUGAAGAAGUUCCUCGUGUGUGUACAGGAAGCCUACCCAGUCAAACUGAAGGCAGUCCAUGUGAUCAACGUGUCGCCAUUGGUCGACAAGAUCGUCAACUUCGUCAAGCCUUUCAUCAAGGAAAAGAUCAGAGACAGGAUUCAUCUCCAUUCUGAUAUCAAUGAGCUCUAUAAGCACGUUCCUAAGGAAAUGCUUCCUACAGAAUACGGUGGCAACUGCGGCUCCAUGAAUGAUCUACAUAAUUCAUGGGUGAAGAAACUGGAAGAGUACAAAGACUGGUUCGCUGAGCACGAAAACAUCAAAGCGGACGAAUCACUCCGGCCAGGCAAACCCACCAACUAUGACGAGCUCUUUGGCAUCGACGGUUCCUUCCGUCAACUCGUCAUCGAUUGAUCAUCGGCGAAGACGUAGUCCUAGCUGAAAGCGACAUAAUUCGUCGGGUGACAAGCAAAAGUCACGAAGUACUAUCAAAAACAUAAAGUAAUAAUGCACUUUAUUACACUUGUAACACGGUUUAUUGUCCAAUAAUUUCAAUGGUAUUAGUUAGUUACUUUUGCUUGUCACCCGACCAUAUGAUCUCCAAUACUAUAAUAAGACUAGUUACAGUUACUGUAGUAGCUAUUUUUUAUAUUGUAGCUCUGCUGUGUUUGUCGCUUCAGUUAGGAUAAAACCUAACGACGCAUGGGAACGAUCUUAAUUCAAAAAUAACAGCGUCUUUCUGGUCAAAAGGCUCCAAUUAAUCGGUUGUUGGAAAGCUAAACAUAACAAUAGUUUUCAUGUAAUUUUUUUGUCUAGAAGGACCGUCACUAUUCGUGUUUGGCGUUAGGUAUAAUUUUUGAUACUCGGCCAGAUUCAAAAGACUUUGUCAUACAAAAAAAUACUCAAAUUGACGUCUUUCUAAUUUGGCAAUGUAUUGUUAGCGUCUCUCUACUGUCGCCUUACUUAGUUACCAUUUAGUCUAUUUGGUGCUCUUGUAUUAUAUGGACCAAAUAUUUUGUGGACCAAAGCUAAAGGUCCUUGCUCAAUGUUUGCGGUGAUAUGAUUGAUGUUUGCUUUGAAUAUUUUAGGCGUUUGGACCAAUAAAUACUCUUAUUUUUUAUAA